UAAACAGGCCCUGGUUCUCCCCUGUUAAACAUUCUCUGGGCCGAGUGCUAACAUUAGGCCUCCUAUCAUAGGCACUCUUGCAUUAAAUCCGUUUGUUAUUACGUCGUGCUAGAGUUCCAAGAAGAAUAUUGGUUGUCAGUGUGGCCCAAAGUUGUUACAUUUUGGGAUUAGGUCUAGGAAGGUAGUGGGGCGACGGAGUUUGUUGUUUUUUGCUAGUUUAAGAAGUUUGCGUGGAGACAUUUGGCUAGUUAACUGAUGACGUUUGACUGAUCUACAGGAAUGAAAUUAAGGUUGCUUUAUCCAAGUGGCCUUUCACUGACAAUGAUUGUAAUGUCAAUCAGCCAAGUAAUGUCAGAUGAACUUGUACCACCACAAGAUGUUCAUGUGGAUUCAGCGCUACGUUGGAGACGAGGCAAUGAGCACCUACAUCAUGUCAAGUACACAGCUAUGUACCUUAUCGAGGACUGGCAAGAAGUACCAGGCUGUGUGCAGACAGAGCUCACGUUCUGCAAUAUCUCCUCAGUUUUGAAGUUGAAUGACUGUGUGAUGCUGCGUGUCUAUGCAUUGGAUGGAUGGAGAAAGUCUGCUGCAGUCCAGGCCUACAGCUAUGACAACCCCUGCAGCCCAGUGUUUACACUAGCCCCCCGUCCAGGUUCCCUAACAGUCUACAUGUGGAACAACAGCUUGUUCUACAAAUAUGCUGACAAUGCCGGGUAUUUGAUCAGCUACAGCAGAGAUGGCCAUGCACCACAGGAGACAGUCACACAGUCAUCCUUGAUAAUAGAGGAUCUGGAUGUAGAGGAGCGCUAUUGUGUGGAGGUCCAGUACACUUUAUACCUACAGCCAUAUGGAUACCCAAGCCAGCCACAGUGUGUGGUCAUCCCAACAUCAGAAAAAGACGGAAGAAACAUGGUUGUUGGUCUCUCCGUACCAUUUGUAUUCCUAUCAGCCGGUGUAAUAGUAGGAAUUGCAUUUGUUGUCGUCAAGAAUUAUGAGAAGAUGAAACGGUGUCUUCAGCCCCCUGUAAGGAUGCCACUGCACUUAAAAGAGUUCCUAAAGGGGCCAUGUUCCCUUCCGCCCCAGACUGUUAGUCACAGAGAGGACUGCUUUGAUCAUAUCUCUAUCAUCUCCCCUCAAGAUGAUGAGUUAGAGGAGUCAAGCCUGCCUUCACAUGUCCUGCUCUCAAGUGAAAAUCUGGGAAAAGAUGCAUAAGGAGGCAGAGGACUCCAGACCGAUACCAAGUAGUCUCAUCGGAAAUCCUAACCCUAUCCUAUGCUACCCAUAAAAAACCUUCAAAUCAUCUUAGAAAAUUACUGCCUGAAAUAGCUUUCGAUUAGAUUUGUUUUAUGCAUUAGGCUAAAUGUAGAAAAUAUACUUUAUUGGACCGAAGCCAUUAUGCUACAUUAUCCUAAAGAAGUGCUGCACUCUCCACCAGUCUUAGCUUUUUCAGAAAUUCUGGUUGAGACAUGAUGCAAUGUUGCUAAGUGACAGAAUUUCCUGUCUAACAUUGAAUACCAGUCAACAUAUAAGCAAUGGAGAUUGCACCCAUUUCUUGAUAUUUAGAAUCAAAUUUAGCAUGUUGGUGAUAUCAUUAGUGCAAAUACAAAGAUCUCUCACCAGUCACACACCAGUGUGUGUACAAAACAUAAUAAUGAUAAUAAAUAACUAGGGCUGUGAAAUGAUUAAACAUUUUAAUCAAAUUAAUCAAAGGUUUCUGUGGAUUAAUCAUGAUUAAUUACAUAUUACAGAUAUUCCGAAUUUUUGUCAUUAGUGUGCUGCCCUGAUUUUGCGGUACCUUGAUGCUCGAGUCACCCGUUGCCACUCGCAAAACCUUUGUGAACCCCUCGUCCUCAACAAUACCAAUCGGUCUACAGCUUUUUGGAAUACAUUUGGCCACUGUGCUAGUCACCUUGUCACAGGCAGACUUAGUGAGGGCCCUACGCUGUUCAGUGAAGGUGGUUUGGCGCAACUCCCCUCGCCGACCAACCCAUGCUUCGCGUUGAGGUGGUAUAGGUUACUUUAGGCUGGUAUUGCUUCGGUGAAACGAUAACAUUCAGUCAUUUAGCAUUCAGUCAUUUAGCAGACGCUCUUAUCCAGAGCGAUAACGUCUUCCCGCAGAGUGUGCAUAUCACUUUGGUUUUAUUGGAUGUUGCACCUUAGUUUUUUUGGAACACGAACUUCUCAUCCAGAAGUUGCAGAUUGGGUGGAAUUGUGGGUAUAUUUCGUUAAAUGCGUUAAACAAAAAUAACGAAUUAAUCCUGUAAUUUAAUCAUAACGCGUUAACGCGUUAUUUUUCACAGCCCUAUAAAUAACAUAAACUCUAAAUCCCUCUCUUGGUAGGGUUAUAAUCAAUCUAGCUUACUUUGAAACACAAUGCCAGGAAAGAGGUUAGGUGUUGCACAUCUGGAGCGCUAAUGAAGUUCUGCAAUGCUAUUUUUGUGUAAAUUCAACUGCAAAUGUCACAUGAAAUCUUAUGUGUUGUGGAAAUGUAAAUUGAUGUUGCACCAAUGUACUUCUAUGGAGUAAGACAGUUUAACAUAAUUGCAUAUAUAGAACUGUAUUGCAUGUUGCUGACUUGUGGAAUUGAAACUUUCAUGGUACAGUUGAUGCAAAUUUGUUUUCUAACUAUCAAUAUUAUUUUUGUCAUAGAAAUAGCUUUUUAAUCUUUAAUCCAAAUUUCUGUUCACUUUUGUAUCUUUAUAUGCAGUAAAUGAUUUAAUAUGUAAUGACAUGUAAUGAUAAAUUAAUGUUAGUGAUAUCUAUUGUAAUUAUUAGUAUGUAGUUCUUACUAUUAUGCGUAUCUCCCUAAAGUGCUCAAUAACUCUAUCUCCUGAGUAAA
This is a messenger RNA of Hypomesus transpacificus, 2839 nucleotides long. RefSeq names its product interferon gamma receptor 2 (gene ifngr2). The record is from RefSeq and is a predicted model, not a curated record. Lineage: Eukaryota; Metazoa; Chordata; Actinopteri; Osmeriformes; Osmeridae. The coding region runs from base 280 to 1212 and encodes 310 amino acids. Gene Ontology annotation, molecular function: protein binding. The transcript is spliced from 6 exons.